AUGGCACGGCGCAAGCAGUCGGCAGCGGCCCCUCUGGUCGCCGGCCUUCUUCUCUUGGUGUCCGCCCCCACUCCGGUGUUCGCCCACCCUUAUCCUCUCCAAAAUGUCGCAAACAACCUCUUUUACCACCUGGGCGACCAGUUUAUGAAGCGCGAUUGCGUCCAACGUUGCGGAGCCGACUCCCAGUACUGCUGUGGAUCUGGAGAGCAGUGUUACACCGUUAACAACAUCGCUGGCUGCAGUACCGUGAGCGGAGGUGGAGGCUAUGGCAUUUACACCACGACAUGGACUGAGACGAACACCUUUACCAGCACAAUAUCCACAAACUGGCCUGCAGUGACAACAGGGGCAGCUGGGGGAGGCACCGGGGCCACCUGUGUCCCUCAGAGUGAUGGAGAGACGGCCUGUGGCAGCAUUUGCUGCGCCGCCUACCAGUACUGUGCCUACUCAGGGCAAUGCGCUCAGCGCGAUGGCUGGGGCGGAGGUGUCACCACAAUUACAUCGGGAGGCCAUACCAUUACUACCCAGUACUCUGCUCCUUACCGCAUCACAAGCACCGGGGCCACCGGCACCGCCGCCUCAGCAACUAGCACCGGCACAGUCGUACCCAUCACCGACGAGGGCACUGGCGGAGGAUUGAGCGGCGGCGCCAUUGCUGGUAUCGUCAUCGGCACGCUUGCAGGUCUCGGUCUUCUCAUGCUUCUCUGCUUCUGCUGCAUCGCCCGCGGCCUAUGGGGUCUCCUCUUUGGCAAGAAGAAGAAGGAGCACAGCCACAGCCGCGAACGAGUCGAGGUGGUUGAGGAGAGAUACUCGCGUCACGGCAGCCGUAUGCCCUCUGCCCACUCUGGUCGCCCCUCGCACGGCGGCUGGUUCGCAGGUGGCGGCCGUCCAGCCCCGGCUGCUCGUCGCAAGGAAGAGAAGAAGGAAGGCGCCAAGUGGUUGGGCCUGGGAGCCGCCGCAGCGACCAUGUUGGCGCUCUUGAAUCUUAAGAAGGACAAGCCAAAGGCCAAGCCUCGGUCAAGCUACACCGACUCGUACUACUCGUACACGGGGACAAGUCCCAGCAGCUCUAGCUCGGGUGGAAGAACUCACCGCACCGGCCACACACGCGGCACACAUACGACGCGCCACUCACGGAGGUAG
Molecule: messenger RNA, 1143 nt
Organism: Colletotrichum acutatum
Lineage: Eukaryota; Fungi; Ascomycota; Sordariomycetes; Glomerellales; Glomerellaceae
Exons: 2
Coding region: 1-1143 (380 amino acids)
Source: RefSeq, a predicted model, not a curated record